Molecule: messenger RNA, 2774 nt
Organism: Bemisia tabaci
Lineage: Eukaryota; Metazoa; Arthropoda; Insecta; Hemiptera; Aleyrodidae
Source: RefSeq, a predicted model, not a curated record
UUAUGUAUUUGUAAAUAAACAAAAAAAAUUGAAAAAUUUCACUAACGUCCGUUUGUGCAUUUCAACUUAACUGACCUCUCGUUUCCAUUAGACGAGUGUAUUUCUUACUUUAUGUGGUUCGAAGGUUUGAGCAGUUUUAUCACUCUGUGAAAUCUAAUCUCUGUUUCUUUACUUGUGCAACUUCAAAUUAUGCAACCUUCUCAGAUGACAGGUAUUCACAAUGUCUGUGUGUAAUACUCAUGAUUCUCCUAAAAGAUAAAGUUCCUUUAUCAUGGCAAACACAGCAUUUGACUCAAAUUUGCAACUGCUAGGCAAUAACAUUGCUAAGUGUCAUCAACUUAUUGACGAGGCCCUGAAAGUCAGCGCCCGAGAGCCCAACGAAAAUUCAUGUCAACACCGAGUUCGAAGAUUAUGCACUUCCCAGCCAGAGAACAAAAGAGGGCGAAGUGUGCCCAACAGCACUGCAGUUCCUAAAAGUAUUCCAAGCAAGACGUGCACCAGUGUCGGGCACAAAUCAACUACCGAUAUCCGGACAAGGUAUGACAAGGGAGGGAGAACAUCUGUAACAAGUGACAGGAGACCAUCAAAUCAAGCAUCUCUAAAUUCUGGAACAUCAAAAAAUUUGGAAAAUUACAAAAUAUUUGCAGGUACAAGAGUAGUUUCUGGCAAUAAAAAUAAUCCACCACGACUGCCGAAAGCACGAUGCCCUCCUGCAGGAUCAGUGAGGUCCAAAUCGGUAAAAACUCGAGUUCCUGAAAAACCGAAACCAUGGUCCAACAUUUUACGGGAACAGAACAGAGGGAGGAAAAACUCAGAAUCCGAUACAGACCUGAAUCAAUGCAUGCUGUGUGAUAAACCGGAACGAGACACUGGUCCCACUUUUUCUGAGCUCUCUGGAAAAAUCAAGACUCUUGCAGAAUCUAUGCAGGUGAUGAACCAAGACCGGUUUCGAGCACAGAGUGGUGAGAAGGGUGGCAGCACAUUUUCUAUAUUUAACCCAGUCCGCACUUUACAUUUUCUUUUGGAAGAAUUGGAGGGGAAAAUUUACAUGCUUUCGGACAAUGAUGUCAAACGGAUUUUGGUUGAAAUGGAAGAAACCCUCCAACGAAUUCCGACUAAUUUGAAAAAUUUCUCCAUGUCAGCUACUGACAAUGUUCAUAGUGUGCCCUGUGAGGUAGAGCCCCCUCAAAAACUCUCCAAAUUCACCUCAGCGGUUGAGGAAACGCAAAAGCGGUUGAGCGAAUGUGGAGAAAGACCCUCCAACGAAAACUUGCAGUUGAAACUGGAACUUAGCUGCUCUAAAUUGGAAAAAGCGUGUCAAGAGAUGGAGAAAGCUUGCAGUGAGUUAAAGAAAGAAAGAGACUAUUUUAAAACUGAGUUACAAAUAAAGAAGAAAGCUUAUGAAGAAUUACUGAAAAAAGAAUCAGGAUACAUUGCAACCAUCAAUGACCUCAAGCAGAAUCUUGUAAAUAUGACUGCAAAAGCUGAUGAGCACACAAGAUCGAUAGAAAAUCUGAACGUUGUUUUAAAUCAGCUCCAAGAAGAAAAUAAAGUCGUAUCUGCACUAAAAGACCUGCACAAGAAACUCAACACAAGAGUUCGCGAGACAAAUCAAGAAAACGAACAGAUAAAAUCAGAGCUUCAAAUCAGCAACUUGGAACGUGAGAAACUGGCCCUCCUUCUGGCAAGCAGAGACGAAGAGCUGAAAAAACUCAAACGAGAUUUUGGGGAAGUUCAGGAAUUUGUGGCAGAUCAGUUAGUGAACACCAGCAUGAAAAAAGAUGCAGUUCCGUCUAAUGUCAACUUAUCUGUGAUCUCAGUAGAAAGCGUUCAGCAGAAACCUCCAAACCCUACCCCGGAAUCAAACAACCUAACUUCAAAAUCCUCAACUUGCUACCGAAACUCUGUGCCUUCCGGCUGGCAUGUCAUGAACAGUGAUUUGAUCAACUCAACGGCUCUAAAGAGUGGUAACCGAACUUCCAGCACGGACCAGAAAAAGAAUCUGACUGCUAAUAAUCUAAUCGAUAGUAUCCGAAUGCUCAUCACAGAGAUGAAACAAGACCCAGUCACUGAAAUAAAACAGAGCGAGCAAAAUUUUGACGUAAUCGAGAAAUAUUCUGUUCCACAUUUGUCGGAUGUAUCAAUGGCAAGUCAACAUUCCGAGCAUGAUAUCUCUCAAAUCAGUAGUUUGUCAGGCUUAACGCUCUAGUGCACUGUUGGUUUUAGAAUUUUUAUUUUUAUGAUUGUCUGUUUUUUUGUAUAUUGUUUGGUUCCCUCUCUGAUUGAGCAGCAUGAACAAAAUAAGAUAAUUAAUCUUGUAAUUCAUAAUAUGUAUACUGUGCCUUCAGAUUCGAAGUGAGAGUCCACGCCAAAUAAGUUUACACACUUUUAGACUGUGACAGAAGAUUGCGUGACGCCAUUUUAGCAUGGAAAAUAAUUGCAAGAAUCAUGAUAAUGGAUCUUCUGUUGCAGUCUGAAAGCGCGUAAAUUUAUAUUCCAAUCAAUCAUAAAGGGUCAGGUGUGUGAGCAAGUCUAUUUAUUUAUUUUUGGAAGUACUGGAAUUGACGAAUUUCUAUUCAUUCAAUCCUGACAAUUUUAAAUUAUCAUAUCCAGAAUGCAUCAUGCAGUAUCAAUUUUUCUCCCGUUGUUAAUCAACUUUUUAAGCAGUUGACCCUCCAUUUUUCUGUGUGGUGUGCCUUCAUUAUUUUAUCACAGUUUUUGUAAUUUUGUGAUUAAAAAUAUAAAUACAAUUUUAUUGAACUAUUCUCCUCUGA